Fusarium venenatum is the source of this 1734-nucleotide messenger RNA. NCBI's taxonomy places the organism in Eukaryota, Fungi, Ascomycota, Sordariomycetes, Hypocreales, Nectriaceae. The record is from RefSeq and is a predicted model, not a curated record.
AUGACACCAGACACCUUCGACUCCCAACCGUCUAUGACUAUGGAAGAAGUGUACGUCGGAGAAAUAAAGACAGACGUCAAAGUGCUCGCAGAGUUGCCAGACUCAGGGGUUGAUGAUCACCCUAAGCGGCCGCAUGCCAUCAAUGACCUCCAGGAAAACCCCAAAGCACGUUUCAAGGAACUUCUUAACCGUGCAUUACAUUUCGAUAAGCGCAACGAUGAGAAACAUUUCCUACCGAAUGGGGAUCUGAAGGCCAUUUGCAACGAAUCUGCUGUACGCGAUCAACUCAUUGCCUUUGAGUACAAUGAGUACGAUGCAGAAUCUUAUGCUACCUAUGUGGGCGAGAAGCUCGCCCAAGAGAUCUUCGCAGCACUUGUGUUGAUCAACCAGGUCAAGUUUCUGCCAGACUUCAUAAAUGCAGGAAUCACUGAUGAUAACUUGCCAUUCACCUUCAACAAAAGACACACACAGCUAUGGUAUCGCCAACCGGAUCGCUUAAUUCUUGUAGAGUUCUUGAAGUAUCCACGAGAUGCAGAGAUGAUGCGGGAAUUUUACACCAAACAGUGGUGGGUGCAUGUUCCAUUCCUGGACUGGGACAAGGAGAAUCGCAAAGCCCUCAACUUUCGAUAUAAUUUGGGAACAGUCAUUCCUUGGACGUAUAUCGGCCAGCAAGAUACCAGUGGUGGAUUUGGAGUUGUCGAGAAAGUCAAGAUGCAUCAAGAUCAUCACUCCUUCAUAGGUCGGCAGACACAAUACGAGACAUUUGCCCUCAAGUCUAUGAUAAGAACCUGUCAUGAUGAUGACUACAAGUUCUUCCAACAGGAGAUUUCGGCUUUCCACAAAAUGAGACCCGGACCUCACCUGGUUGAAUUGUGCGCGACACUAGAGAUCGCACCCAGUGACAACUUCAUGUUACUAUUCCCGUGGGCUGAAGGCGGAAGCCUAGAAGAUUUGAUGAGUAAGCCCAAGACGUAUUUUCUCAAAGCCUACUACUUGACAGACAAUGAAUUUGCGCGUUGGAUCGCCAUACAAUGUUGGGGUUUGAUUCAAGCACUUGGCACAAUUCACGACACGCGUAUCAAGCACUCAAACACAAGUCAAGAUGGAAACCAAAUUAGCCAAUGUAAGGACUUCGGGAUACAUGGGGAUAUAAAGCCUGCCAAUAUCUUGCACUUCAGCCAAGAGACAGCCCAUUGUCGUGUUGGGAAUCUCAAGAUCGCUGAUUUCGGCUUGAUCACAUUCCACAGACGCGGUUCCAGAACCAUGAUGAAUCGCAAUUCUGCAUACGCGGCCUCUCAAACGUACCGGUCUCCAGAACAUGACAUCGGCUAUUUCAUGUCUAAAAAGGUUGAUGUCUGGGCUUUAGGUUGCGUAUUCUCGGAGUUGAUGACUUGGGUCAUUCUUGAUGGGAAUGCACGCCAGGAGUAUCAACAAGAACGUAAAAGAGAACUAUCAUUUUCCGGUGCCACUGAGGAUACGGCACAAUGGAAUGAGGACAACUUUUUUUUGAAACAUAUUGAGAAGACCACAACACCACGCCGUAAAGGUCGUCGACGUAGGCCUAAAGUUAGAUCUAAAAGGCUUCGACCGCGUAACCCUAAGAUCAAAAGCGAUGCUUCUCAUGUUGUGGAAAGCCGACAGUCAAUUUCAAAAAGUCCGAAACACUUUCAAGAGGUACCAAAACUCAAGGUCAGCGUCAAAAAUGUAAGAUACCCAAGCGAUAACCACUUUUGA